Messenger RNA from Sodiomyces alkalinus F11, 1978 nucleotides. Its product is annotated as putative MoxY. NCBI's taxonomy places the organism in Eukaryota, Fungi, Ascomycota, Sordariomycetes, Glomerellales, Plectosphaerellaceae. Gene Ontology annotation, molecular function: NADP binding; N,N-dimethylaniline monooxygenase activity; flavin adenine dinucleotide binding. The transcript has 12 exons. The record is from RefSeq and is a predicted model, not a curated record. Bases 22 to 1755 code for a protein of 577 amino acids.
CUGGCCUCAAGCUAUUUUACAAUGGCACCUUUCGUCGAGGAACCGACAACGUUCAAUGGGAAUGGUGUAUCCCACGCAAAGGGGAGCGUGAAUGGAGUUGAUGCUGCUGAUUCGUAUACCAUCCCUGACACUUACUUGGGGUAUCGGCGUCCCAUCAAGGCCAUUGUCAUUGGAUUCGGAUUCUCCGGCAUCAACGUUUCGUACAUUCUCGGCAAGGAGACAAAGAACAACAACAUCACUUUGCAGUUCUAUGAUAAGAAUCCAGAGCUCGGAGGCACAUGGUUUGAGAACACAUAUCCCGGCUGUGCUUGCGAUAUUCCGGCAGUGAAUUACCAGUUCUCAUGGCAUCCCAACACAGAAUGGUCAAGCUACUACGCGACGAACAAGGAGAUCCUGGCCUACCUAAAAUCCGUGGUGGCCCACCACCAACUCGACACAAAUCUGAAAUUGAAUCAUCUCGUCACUGGUGCUUGGUGGGAGGAAGACAAGGCUCGCUGGAGGGUCAGAAUCCAACCCAAUGACGAUCCUGACAGCGCCUUUUUCGAUUACGCUGAGAUUUUGAUCAACGCGACUGGCGUUCUGAACAAAUGGAAAUGGCCCGCCAUUCCCGGCAUCGGGAAGUUCAAGAACAAGGUCCACACGGCCGCCUGGGACCAGUCCCUCGAGCUCGCCGGCAAGAAAAUCGGCGUUAUCGGAAACGGCAGCAGCGCUGUCCAGACUGUAACUGCUACCAUUGACGAGGUCAAGGGAAUCGACCUGUUCCUGCGGUCACCCACCUGGGUCACGGCUGGAUUCGCUUCCAAGUUUGCUGGUGAGGGCGGCAGGAACGUCAAAUACACGGAAGAGCAAAGGAAGAACUUUGUCGAGAGGCCGGAGGAGUAUCUGGCCUACCGAAAAGCCGUCGAAAGAGAGAUGAACUCGAAUUUUGCCAUGGUGGUCAAAGGCACAAAAGAGCAAGUCGACGCAGCCGAGUUUGCCAGAGAAGAAAUGUUGAAAAAGCUGAAAGACUAUCCGGAACUGGCUGAGAAGCUCAUUCCCACAAACUUUGGCAUAGGCUGCAGGAGGCCGAUACCCAACAACGGAUACCUCGAGGCGAUAACGAGCGACAAGUGCAAUGUGACCUUUUCUAGUAUCACUGAAAUCACCGAGGAAGGUCUCAUCACAGCGGACGGAGUAACACACAAAGUCGACGUGCUGGUCUGUGGCACUGGUUUCGACACCUCCUACGUGCCCCGGUUCCCCAUCAUCGGACCGGAUGGUCUGGACUUGCGAGAGGCUUUCAAAGACUCUCCCGAGACAUACCUGAGUACCAUGGCACCUGACUUUCCCAACUAUUUCAUGAUGCUGGGACCCUUUGGACCCUACGGCCACGGGUCGAUCAUCCCAGCCCUUGAGGGUAUCACCAGGAACAUUUCCAUGCUUAUGCAGAAGUUUCAAACCCAGAAUAUCAAGUCGGUCAUGCCCAAGAAAGACGCGGUGGCCGAGUUCAGGGAACACCGGGCCCUCUACUUGAAGAGGACCAUCUGGGACGCCCCCUGCAGCUCGUGGUUCAAACUUGGUCCGACAGGCGAGAACAUCAUGAUGUGGCCUGGCAGCCGCCUUCACUGCCUGGACAUCAUGCUGAACCCUCGUUGGGAGGACUACGACUGGGAGUACCUCUACCCCAAUCGCUUCAGCUACUGGGGUAACGGAUUUACAACGGCAGACGCUGGGGAGGAAGGCACUGACAAGGCGUGGUAUAUUGGGGGGAUCUGAUGAAGCUAUGCCGGAGACCCUCAAAGGGUGAUAUGGUAUCAGGGUCGGCCGUAAAGUUGUUGAUGGAGGGAAAACCCCACUACCUAGUGCCUACAGCAGUGGAGGGACUUGUGACACUUGUCGAACCUUUUCGGCAGAAUUUGAGGCUGAUGCUAUUCUUCUAAGACUAUUGGUAAUCAGAACAGGGUAGAAAUGUAAACAACAUUGAAUGCAGACAAGCGGG